AUGGGAUCGCCUCUUUCACCGGUUAUAGCCAAUAUCCUCAUGGAGCACUUCGAAACAACGGCACUCCAGACUCUCUCACAACGCCCUUCUCUCUGGCUCCGAUAUGUCGACGACACAUUCGUCAUCUGGCCACAUAGCAGACCUGACUUAGACCACUUUCUCGCCCACAUCAACCAGCAUCACCCGAGCAUCAAAUUCACCAUGGAGACCGAGCAAAACAACAGCAUCCCCUUCCUAGACGUUCUCGUUACCAAAUCACCAUCCGGCAAGCCCGCUCAUCAAGUCUACAGGAAACCCACACACACCGAUAGAUAUCUUCACUACAGAUCCUUCCACCAUCCAUCCGUACUACAAUCAGUCCCCAACGCCCUCAUCCGCCGAGCCCAUCAACUCAGCGAUGCAGACCAUCUAGACCAGGAAAUCCAGCAUGUCACCACAGCCCUAACCAGCAUCAAUUACGAAUACCCAAGACAUAAGAUCAAAUCCAAGACUCCCGCCAACAAGCCCGCAGCUAACUCCACCCCUGAAGAGAACCAACCCGCAGCUACACCACCGAAGCAAACUAUUGUUCUUCCCUAUAUCGGUCAAGCCUCUCUCACAAGAUUCAACGUAUCCUUCAAGCAGCAGACAUCCAAGUUCGACACAGUUCCUCCAACAAACUCCAUUCGAUACUCCACUCCCACAAAGACAAGCAUCCAAACCACAAGAAAGCUGGAGUCUACAAAAUACCAUGCGAAUGUGGAAAAGUCUACGUUGGUGAAACGGGGAGAAAUCUGGAAACAAGACUCAAGGAGCACAGAACCAGCUUCGGACUCAGCGAUUGGGAUAAGUCCGCCAUCGUCAAACACGCCCAGCAACACGAACACACCAUCAAAUGGGAUAACAGUCAUCUUAUCUCCAUAA
Strongylocentrotus purpuratus (purple sea urchin) is the source of this 903-nucleotide messenger RNA. RefSeq lists its product as uncharacterized. The record is from RefSeq and is a predicted model, not a curated record. The transcript has a single exon. Bases 1 to 903 code for a protein of 300 amino acids. Lineage: Eukaryota; Metazoa; Echinodermata; Echinoidea; Camarodonta; Strongylocentrotidae.